This is a messenger RNA of Candidozyma haemuli, 1806 nucleotides long. RefSeq lists its product as uncharacterized. The coding region runs from base 1 to 1806 and encodes 601 amino acids. NCBI's taxonomy places the organism in Eukaryota, Fungi, Ascomycota, Pichiomycetes, Serinales, Metschnikowiaceae. The record is from RefSeq and is a predicted model, not a curated record. The transcript has a single exon.
AUGGUCUCCAGCCCUGAUCUCCCCGACCAAGAAAUCGACCGUUCUGAGCCUGAGCCGCCGCUAAGCGGGCCGUCCCAUGGGACUAACGGUGCCAACGGCGCCAAUGUGAGUUUCCAAGGGAACUCGGUAUCGCUGCUGUCGCUGCAACUGUCAUUUACGCUGGCCCUGCCGAAGAAACUGUCGCCAGCGUUCCACUACGAUCCAGAUAUCUUUGCCAAGUGCCAGGAGUAUCUCCAGGAAAAGAACUACCACGGUUUGGCCCUUAUUGCACGUCAAAAGGGAAUUCCACCGUUUCUCCGUUUCAAGGUAUGGCCUGUGCUACUUAAACAUCACCCUUAUGUGCUUAAUCCGUUUAUCCAGCCGGAUUCUCAACCGGACGCCGGUCUGGAAGAGAACCUGACGGAAACUUCCGAACUGGACGCUGAUUCUGAGCUCCAGCGCAGAAUUAGAAAGGAUUUGCGUAGAUACAUGCAUCGUGUGGCCAGUCCUUCGGAUGAACCACUCUCUGAAACUGAACUGCGCUUGUUUGACACCUUGGAGAAGUCAGUACACAAGUUCUUUGCCAAAUGGGGCAGAAUCAUCAAGUACGACUCGUCGCUUGCAUGGAUAGCGUUGGGUCUUGCCGAAUGGUUCCCUCCAAUCCCACAUACUUCGUGGGUUCUCUUGGGCAGGGACGUUCUCUCCUCAAACAACACGCAUAUGGGUUCGGUUUUUGACGACUACCAAGAAUAUAUCAGCUCGCUGCCUGGUUUGGACUCGUACCUAGAAAGUUUGGUCCAGGACGAAACCAUCAGCAAUAUGAGCUUUCACGAAGUUUACGAAAGGCUUGUCCUCAUUCUUUUGCAUUCGCCUGAGCUGGCGAAUAAGCGUGACAUGAACUCGAAGCUGGUCAAGAUCGAUAAGCUGACGCUUCCGAUCAAUGGUGGCACCAUCGAGGAGCGUGUUUCGUUUUUCAUUUAUGUGUUCCAGAUUCUCUUGCCGGAACUCUCCGAAUACUUCCUGGAGGAACAGAUUUUAAAUAAGUUUGGUUCCCAUGACGACGAGUGGCUUAUAUGGUGGCUCAAGUUCUGCGGUGCCAAGGUCUGGUCUCGUGUGGACAGGGGUCGUGUUUGGGACCUCCUUGUUGGUUGGAGACUCCAGAGCAAGAAAUCAGAGAACAACAAGCAUUACUACAGCGACAAGCUCAACAUUUCAGACCAGUUGCUCGACAAGUUGGGCCCAGACGUGUUCUGGACUGUCGACUACGAGGAGGAUCAACCGGCUUCACCUUCGCUCUCAAAGAGGGAUUCCUUCAAGGAUCUUAUGAGCGAAUUACACAUUGAACCACCAGGAAGCUCGGGUUCGAAUGGCCUCAAUUCUGGGCUUUUGUCUAACAAUGACUUGCCACCACAACGCAACCAUGACUCCAACGGCGCCUGGUCUUCUUCCCUGGGUUCGACGCUGCCGUCUCUUCUGCCACCUCUGGAAUGUUCACUGACGUCGAGCUGCGGCAACAAUGGCCCUAUCAUUCCAUUCUCCAAGAUUGAUAUGCACAUCGAGCUUCUUUUCGUUUCGUUGGCUCUCUUGCAAGCGAAGGGAAACACUUUAGUGGAGCUUGACCAGCACGAGAUCCGUACUUACUUGUCCAGACUCCCAGCCAAGUCCUUCAAGGCCAGUGACAAGUACAAACAGUACCAGGAGCAGAAAGACAAGGAGAAGGGCGCUGCACCUCCAGAUCACGGCUUCCGCUACGACUACAUGGACAGUAUAAUCUACGAAGCAGGCGAGCUAUGGAGAAAAUGGCUCUGGAGAGAACAGACAUCCUAG